Messenger RNA from Vigna unguiculata (cowpea), 1454 nucleotides. RefSeq lists its product as uncharacterized. Lineage: Eukaryota; Viridiplantae; Streptophyta; Magnoliopsida; Fabales; Fabaceae. Gene Ontology annotation, biological process: meristem development; meristem maintenance. The record is from RefSeq and is a predicted model, not a curated record.
UCAAUGUUGACCGCAAGGUAUGAUAAAUUUUGUUUUUCAAUUUAUUUGCAAAUUUGUCAUGUAAAAAAUGACAUAACUAUUUUUUUUUUGUUCCAGAUCUGUUUUAGGCAUUCAUGCCGGACAAAAUUGAUUGGUAGUUUGAAUAACAAGUUAACAGAUGAGCAAAAAUCAUUUAUCCGAGGAACACCAUUUGGAUGGAUGGUUGAGUUGACAGAGUCUGUUAAAAUAUCUAGGAAUCUUUUGACUCCGUUAAUCAGUAGGUGGGUUGAAAGGUUGGGGGGGUUUGACAUGAGUGCACAAGUUGUUGGAUUUACCUAUUUAGAUGUAUGUCUUGGUCUAGGUUUGAGGGUGGUGGGUGAGAACAUUGAUUUAAACCAGGAAGGGUUAAAUAGUGAUUCAAGGAAUUUAUUUGGAGCUUCCCAAGUUGUUGAUAUCGACAUGGUAUAUGAUUACAUCUUGAAACAUAUUAAAGUGCUUUGUUUAGAGGAUUUUGGUAAGCUUUAUGUUUUGUUAGCAAUUUCUGAGUUUUUGUUGCCCAAUCGUAAUGGAACAAUUUUUUCUAUUUUGUUUAACAUUGUUGAUGACCUGGGUAGUAUUGGGAAAUUUAAUUGGGGUCGAGUGGUGUAUGAGUUUUUGGUUGGCAGUAUAUGUGAAGCUAAAUUGUUCUUGAAGGAGAAACAAAGUACCAAACACUUCCACGUAGCUGGAUGUGUUUAUUUGUUACAGUUAUGGUCUUUUGACCAUUUUUUGAUACCGAAUUUAAAGGAUUGUCAGCGCACGACAAAGUUUCCCCGAAUCUUGCAUUGGAUGGAAAUGAAAGCAGGGGACAAUGUAAUUAAAAGGAGUUUGACAAAUAACACUGUUGUUGCAGAUGUUGCUGCCUCUGCAGAAGAGCUGACCAAUCCCUUUGUUAAAGAAGGGUUUGAGGUAUACGGACGUCAAAGUAAGGGUACUAAAAUAGUUGACUUAAUUAAAGCUGUCGAACAACAAGAAAGUGUGCUAGGGGAAUUGCAAAAAGAACUUGAAGACUUGAAUGCAAUGAUGAUUGAGAGGAAGAACCAACGCCAGCACCAGCAGGGCAAAAUGAAUUUUUCUGACUUUGGUGAAGCAAGUGCUGGUCAUUCGCAAACACCUAAUUCGAACCACCCCAUUGGCUGCAUUGAAUUUGGCAAUUCUGGUGACAGGGGUCAUGUGGAAGAAGUUCAUUUUCCAAAUCAGGAUACACAAGAAUCUGAACAAAGCAACAUGUAUGUCCGACGAAGGGAGGGUCCUCGGUUGCGUGUUAAGAGUAUAGCAAUAAGAACUCCUUUUGCAGCAUUUAGUGGGAGGAAACGCAAUAAGUAGUUGGUUUAUAGAUUUGAUGUUUGUUGUAAUUUGGAUUUGUAUUGCUAAAUUUGGUUUUUUUUAUGUUUAGACAUUGUUGUCGUGAUUGAUGACAAUUUCCUUAUUUGGCU